AUGCAGCUUCGUGGAUCGAAAUUCGUCAAGUUCCAAGAACUUCGAAUCCAAGAGCUCAGCGAGCAAGUGCCAAUCGGAUCUAUUCCACGAACAAUGACCGUCUAUGUUUACGGAGAGAUGACUAGACGGUGCAACACUGGAAAUGUUGUGCAAGUGUCCGGCGUUUUCUUGCCAAUUAUGCAAACUGGAUUCCGACCAACUGGUGGAUUAGUUGCUGAUACCUAUUUGGAAGCUCAUUUCAUCCAUAAUCUCGACGACAACCCAACAUACAAUGGAGUUCAGUCUGAGGAACUUGAAGUUCUUCGCCGCAAGGGAGACAAUUACGAGGCUCUGGCUGCUUCUAUCGCUCCAGAAAUCUUUGGACACGUGGAUGUCAAGAAGUGUCUUCUUAUGGCUCUUGUCGGAGGAAAUGACAACACUUCCAAUGGAAUGAAGAUUCGUGGAUGCAUCAAUGUUUUGAUGAUGGGAGAUCCAGGAGUAGCCAAAUCUCAACUUCUCGGAUACGUUAACCGUCUUGCCCCACGUUCGCAAUACACCACUGGUCGUGGAUCUUCUGGAGUCGGUUUGACUGCUGCUGUUAUGAAGGAUCCAGUUACUGGAGAAAUGUCUCUUGAAGGAGGUGCUUUGGUGUUGGCGGAUGGUGGAAUCUGCUGUAUCGAUGAGUUUGAUAAGAUGAUGGAUAACGACAGAACUGCUAUUCAUGAGGUUAUGGAGCAGCAAACCAUCUCUAUUGCCAAGGCUGGUAUCAUGACCACUUUGAAUGCACGUACUGCUAUCAUCGCCGCCGCUAACCCAGCUUAUGGAAGAUAUAAUCCGAACCGCUCUAUUGAACAGAAUGUUGAUCUCCCAGCUGCACUUCUCUCUCGUUUUGAUCUGAUCCUACUCAUGCAAGACAAGGCAGACCGUGAAAAUGAUAAGACUCUUGCUGAGCACAUUACCUACGUCCAUCAACAUGGAUGUCAUCCGAAUCGUGAGAAGAAGGAUUUGAUCUCACUUGAAACACUCCGAGAGUACAUUUCACUCUGCAAGACCUACACUCCAACUGUCGAUCCUGCUCUUCGUGAGCGUAUUGUGGAAGCCUACGUCGAAAUGCGUAGAGAUGCUCGUUACUCAUCAGAUCCAACAUUCGUGUCACCAAGAAUGAUUCUUGGAAUCGUCAGAAUGGCCACAGCUCGGGCCAAGCUUCGUCUCUCAAAGAUUGUCGAUGAGAGUGAUGUUGAAGAGGCUCUCCGCUUGAUGCAAUUUGCCAAGGAUUCUCUCAGACCAGAGCAGACCAGAAUCGAAAAGCGUAUGGCUCCAGUCGAUGCCGCUUUCUCCGUUCUUCGUGAGAUCUAUCACUCGAACAACGAGCCAAUCGCUUUGUCGAACGCUAUUCAACGGUGCGCUCGUAAGGGAAUCAGCGAGGUUGCUCUUCAGAAGUGUCUCGAUCAGUACACUGCCAAUGGAGUUCUGGUUAUGGAUCGCCAGAACAUCGUUUUUGCUAUGAAUUGA
This is a messenger RNA of Caenorhabditis remanei, 1491 nucleotides long. RefSeq lists its product as uncharacterized. Bases 1 to 1491 code for a protein of 496 amino acids. Lineage: Eukaryota; Metazoa; Nematoda; Chromadorea; Rhabditida; Rhabditidae. Gene Ontology annotation, biological process: double-strand break repair via break-induced replication; DNA replication initiation; DNA strand elongation involved in DNA replication. Gene Ontology annotation, cellular component: MCM complex; nucleus. Gene Ontology annotation, molecular function: single-stranded DNA helicase activity; single-stranded DNA binding; ATP hydrolysis activity. The record is from RefSeq and is a predicted model, not a curated record. The transcript has 3 exons.